CGCGGAGCGGAGCCGCGGGCAGGCCGGGCCGCACCGGAGCCCCGCGUCCGCCCGCGUCCCGCCUGAGCCGUGCGCCCGCGCCCUGCGCCCCGCGAUGCGCGCCAAGUUGCGGACCAGGGACCCGGGGCUGGCGCCCUAGGAGGCGGCGGCGGGAGGAUCGCGCCCCGGCUGGAGGCCGGGCCUGCUGCGCGCCCCCAGCCCGAUCGGCACCGCCACUUGCCUGAGCGCCCGGGCAGCCCGAGCGCACCCCGAGCUCGGGCGCCGCCGCCUCCACCUCCGCGAGGUCCCCCAGAGCCUUUGAGGACACAGCGUUGCUGGUGGCUGUUUCUGGUGCCUGGCACAGGGAGGCCCUUGAGCAGAUGACGAAGACUGGCUUUUAAUCCUUGGAGACCAUUGAGAGGGAGCUUACAGGGGCCCACGAGCCCCCCUGGACGCCCACCACCAUGUCGGGGUCCACGCAGCCCGUGGCACAGACGUGGAGGGCCACCGAGCCCCGUUACCCGCCCCACGGCGUCUCCUACCCCGUGCAGAUCGCCCGGCCACACACGGACGUCGGGCUGCUUGAGUACCAGCACCACCCCCGUGACUACACCUCACACCUGUCGCCUGGCUCCAUCAUCCAGCCCCAGCGGAGGAGGCCCUCCCUGCUGUCUGAAUUUCAGCCCGGGAAUGAAAGGUCCCAGGAGCUUCACCUGCGACCCGAGUCGCACUCAUACCUGCCUGAGCUGGGCAAGUCGGAGAUGGAAUUCCUGGAGAGCAAGCGCCCUCGCCUGGAGCUGCUGCCUGACCCGCUGCUGCGGCCCUCGCCCCUGUUGGCCACUGGCCAGCCCGGGGGCUCCGAGGACCUGUCCAAGGACCGCAGCCUGACAGGCAAGCUGGAGCCGGUGUCUCCUCCCAGCCCCCCACAUGCUGACCCUGAGUUGGAGCUGGUACCUCCACGGCUCUCCAAGGAGGAGCUGAUCCAGAAUAUGGAUCGGGUGGACCGCGAGAUCACCAUGGUAGAGCAGCAGAUCUCCAAGCUGAAGAAGAAGCAGCAACAGCUGGAGGAGGAGGCCGCCAAGCCACCGGAGCCCGAGAAGCCCGUGUCGCCACCACCCAUCGAGUCGAAGCAUCGCAGCCUGGUGCAGAUCAUCUACGACGAGAACCGGAAGAAGGCCGAGGCUGCACAUCGGAUUCUGGAAGGCCUGGGGCCCCAGGUGGAGCUGCCAUUGUACAACCAGCCCUCCGACACCAGGCAGUAUCAUGAGAACAUCAAAAUAAACCAGGCGAUGCGGAAAAAGUUAAUCUUGUACUUCAAGAGGAGGAAUCACGCCCGGAAACAAUGGGAGCAGAAGUUCUGCCAGCGCUAUGACCAGCUCAUGGAGGCCUGGGAGAAGAAGGUGGAGCGCAUUGAGAACAACCCCCGGCGGCGGGCCAAGGAGAGCAAGGUGCGCGAGUACUACGAGAAGCAGUUCCCCGAGAUCCGCAAGCAGCGGGAGCUGCAGGAGCGCAUGCAGAGCAGGGUGGGCCAGCGGGGCAGCGGGCUCUCCAUGUCGGCCGCCCGCAGCGAGCACGAGGUGUCCGAGAUCAUUGAUGGCCUCUCGGAGCAGGAGAACCUGGAGAAGCAGAUGCGCCAGCUGGCCGUGAUCCCACCGAUGCUGUACGACGCCGACCAGCAGCGUAUCAAGUUCAUCAACAUGAACGGGCUUAUGGACGACCCCAUGAAGGUGUACAAAGACCGCCAGGUCAUGAACAUGUGGAGCGAGCAGGAGAAGGAGACCUUCCGGGAGAAAUUCAUGCAGCACCCCAAGAACUUCGGCCUGAUCGCAUCGUUCCUGGAGAGGAAGACGGUGGCUGAGUGUGUCCUCUAUUACUACCUGACCAAGAAGAAUGAGAACUACAAGAGCCUGGUGAGACGCAGCUACCGGCGCCGUGGCAAGGGCCAGCAACAGCAGCAGCAGCAGAUGCCCCGCAGCAACCAGGAGGAGAAAGAUGAGAAGGAGAAGGAGAAGGAGGCCGAGAAGGAGGAGGAGAAGCCGGACGUGGAGAAUGACAAGGAGGAGCUGAUCAAGGAGAAGACGGAUGACACCUCUGGGGAAGACAACGAUGAGAAGGAGGCAGUGGCCUCCAAAGGCCGCAAAACCGCCAACAGCCAGGGAAGACGCAAAGGCCGCAUCACCCGCUCAAUGGCCAAUGAGGCCAACAGCGAGGAGGCCAUCACCCCGCAGCAGAGCGCCGAGCUGGCUUCCAUGGAGAUGAACGAGAGUUCUCGCUGGACCGAAGAAGAGAUGGAAACAGCCAAGAAAGGUCUCCUGGAACACGGCCGGAACUGGUCGGCCAUCGCCCGGAUGGUGGGCUCCAAGACGGUGUCCCAGUGUAAGAACUUCUACUUCAACUACAAGAAGAGGCAGAACCUGGAUGAGAUCCUGCAGCAGCACAAGCUGAAGAUGGAGAAGGAGAGGAACGCACGGAGGAAGAAGAAGAAAGCGCCAGCUGCUGCCAGUGAGGAGGCUGCCUUCCCGCCCGUGGUGGAGGACGAGGAGAUGGAGGCGUCAGGCGUGAGCGGGAACGAAGAGGAGAUGGCGGAGGAGGCAGAAGCCACUGUCAACAACAGCUCCGACACCGAGAGCAUCCCAUCGCCCCGCACCGAGGCCGCCAAGGACGCCGCGCAGAACGGGCCCAAGCCCCCGCCCACCCCGGGCGCCGAUGCGCCACCCCCUGAGCCCCCCAGCCCGCCACCUGAGGACGCCCCGGCCCCCAGCGAGCCCGCCCCGGCCCCCGAAGCCGCCUGCCCGCCCGCGUCCCCACCGGCACCCGCCUCGCCUGCCGCGGCCCCUGCUCUGGUCCCCAAGGAGGAGAAGGAGGAAGAGGCCGCAGCCGCCCCCUCGGCCCAAGAGGGGGAGGAGCAGAAGCCCCCUGCGGCCCCGGAGCUGGCAGCCGACGUGGGCAAGACGGAGAGCCCGGCGAGGCGCCCCCCCUCGGAGCCCAUCAAGAGCGAGUGCAAGGAGGAGGCCGCCGAGGAGGGGCCCGCCAAGGUCAAGGGCACGGAGGCCGCAGCCGAGGCCGCCCCCGAGGGCGCGCUCCAGGUGGAGAAGAAGGAGGGCGGCGGCCCUGGGGGCAAGGGCCCCGCGGCCAAGGGCUCGGGCGCCCCCCAGGACAGCGACUCCAGCGCCACCUGCAGCGCCGACGAGGUCGACGAGCCCGAGGGCGGCGACAAGAACAGGCUCCUGUCGCCACGGCCCAGCCUCCUCACCCCGACCAGCGACGCCAGGACCAACGCUUCGCCCCAGAAGCCGCUGGACCUGAAGCAGCUGAAGCAGCGGGCGGCCGCCAUUCCCCCGAUUCAGGUCGCCAAAGCCCACGAGCCCCCCCGGGAGGACGCGGCGCCCCCCAAGCCAGCUGCCCCUGCUCCUCCGCCAGCGCAGCACCUGCAGCCGGAGAGCGACGCCCCCAGCAGGCCCGGCCGCAGCCCUCGAGGCAGAAGCGGGAGCCCCGUGCCUGCUGCUGAGAAGGAGGCAGAGAAGCCCGUGUUCUUCCCGGCCUUUGCGGCUGAGGGCCAGAAGCUGCCCACGGAUCCCUCGUGCUGGACGUCAGGCCUGCCCUUCCCUGUGCCCCCUCGCGAGGUGAUCAAGGCCUCUCCGCACGCCCCUGACCCCUUGGCCUUCUCCUACGCACCGCCUGGUCACCCGCUGCCCCUGGGCCUCCAUGACAGCGCCCGGCCCGUCCUACCACGCCCACCCACCAUCUCCAACCCGCCGCCCCUCAUCUCCUCCACCAAGCACCCCAGCGUCCUUGAGAGGCAAAUGGGUGCCAUCUCCCAGGGAAUGUCUGUGCAGCUCCACGUCCCGUACUCAGAGCAUGCCAAGGCCCCCGUGGGCCCCAUCACCAUGGGGCUGCCCCUCACCGUGGACCCCAAGAAGCUGGCGCCCUUCAGCGGAGUGAAGCAGGAGCAGCUGUCCCCACGGGGCCAGGCUGGGCCACCGGAGAGCCUGGGGGUACCUACGGCUCAGGAGACGUCCGUGCUGAGAGGGACGUCUCUGGGCUCGGUUCCAGGAGGAAGCAUCACCAAGGGCAUCCCCAGCACGCGGGUGCCUUCCGAGAGCCCCGUCACGUACCGCGGCUCCAUCACCCAUGGCACUCCAGCCGACGUCCUGUACAAGGGCACCAUCACCAGGAUCAUCGGUGAGGACAGCCCAAGCCGCCUGGACCGCAGCCGGGAGGAUGGCCUGCCCAAGGGCCACGUCAUCUACGAGGGCAAGAAGGGCCACGUGCUGUCCUACGAGGGUGGCAUGUCCGUGUCCCAGUGCUCCAAGGAGGAUGGCAGGAGCAGCUCAGGACCUCCCCACGAGACGGCCGCCCCCAAGCGCACCUAUGACAUGAUGGAGGGCCGUGUCAGCAGGGCCAUCUCCUCAGCCAGCAUCGAAGGUCUCAUGGGCCGCGCCAUCCCGCCUGAGCGACACAGCCCCCACCACCUCAAGGAGCAGCACCACAUCCGAGGCUCCAUCACGCAAGGGAUCCCACGAUCCUACGUGGAGGCCCAGGAAGACUACCAGCGUCGGGAGGCCAAGCUCCUGAAGCGUGAGGGCACGCCGCCCCCGCCCCCCCCGCCCCCACGGGACCUGGCCGAGGCCUACAAGGCCCGGCCCUUGGAGGCCCUGGGCCCCCUGAAGCUGAAGCCGGCCCACGAGGGCCUGGUGGCGACAGUGAAGGAGGCCGGCCGCUCCAUCCAUGAGAUUCCGCGGGAGGAGCUGCGGCGCACGCCCGAACUGCCCCUGGCCCCGCGGCCGCUCAAGGAGGGCUCCAUCACGCAGGGCACCCCGCUCAAGUAUGACACCAGCACGUCCUCCACCGGCUCCAAAAAGCACGACGUGCGCUCCAUCAUCGGCAGCCCCGGCCGGACGUUCCCGGCGGUGCACCCGUUGGACGUGAUGGCCGACACCCGGGCGCUGGAGCGCGCCUGCUACGAGGAGAGUCUGAAGAGCCGGCCGGGCGCCGUCAGCAGCUCGGGGGGCUCCAUCACCCGGGGGGCCCCGGUCAUCGUGCCUGAGCUGGGCAAGCCACGGCAGAGCCCCCUGACCUACGAGGACCACGCGGCACCCUUCGCCAGCCACCUACCCCGCGGAUCACCGGUGACCACACGGGAGCCAACCCCGCGCCUGCAGGAGGGCAGCCUCUCGUCCAGCAAGGCAUCCCAGGACCGAAAGCUGACGUCCACGCCCCGUGAGAUCGCCAAGUCCCCACACAGCACCGUGCCUGAACAUCACCCCCACCCCAUGUCGCCCUACGAGCACCUGCUCCGGGGCGUGAGUGGCGUGGACCUGUACCGCGGCCACAUCCCGCUGGCCUUCGACCCCACCUCCAUCCCCCGUGGGAUCCCUCUGGAUGCAGCCGCUGCCUAUUACCUGCCCCGGCACCUGGCCCCCAACCCCACCUACCCACACCUGUACCCGCCUUACCUCAUCCGCGGCUACCCCGACACGGCGGCACUGGAGAACCGCCAGACAAUCAUCAACGACUACAUCACCUCGCAGCAGAUGCACCACAACGCGGCCACCGCCAUGGCCCAGCGAGCUGACAUGCUGAGGGGUCUGUCGCCCCGCGAGUCCUCGCUGGCGCUCAACUACGCCGCCGGCCCGCGAGGCAUCAUCGACCUGUCCCAAGUGCCACACCUGCCUGUGCUGGUGCCCCCGACACCAGGCACUCCGGCCACCGCCAUGGACCGCCUAGCCUACCUCCCCACGGCACCGCAGCACUUCAGCAGCCGGCUCAGCAGCUCCCCGCUCUCCCCAGGAGGCCCCACUCACUUGACAAAGCCCACGGCCUCGGCCUCGUCCGAGAGGGAGCGGGAACGGGAGCGCGAUCGGGAGAAGUCCAUCCUCGCGUCCGCCACCACGGUGGAGCACGCGCCCAUCUGGAGACCCGGUACGGAGCAGAGCGGCGGCGGCGGCGGCGGCGGCGGGGGUGGGAGCGGCGGCAGCCGCCCCGCCUCCCACUCCCACUCCCACCAGCACUCGCCCAUCUCACCCCGGACCCAGGACGCCAUCCAGCAGAGGCCCAGCGUGCUGCACAACACGGGCAUGAAGAACAUCGUCACCUCCGUGGAGCCCAGCACGCCCACGGUCCUGAGGUCCACCUCCACCUCCUCGCCUGUCCGCCCGGCCGCCACAUUCCCACCCGCCACCCACUGCCCACUGGGUGGCACCCUCGACGGGGUCUACCCCACCCUCCUGGAGCCUGUCUUGCUGCCUAAGGAGGCCCCGCGGGUCACCCGGCCCGAGCGGCCCCGAGCGGACGCCGGCCACACCUUCCUCGCCAAGCCCCCAGCCCGCGCGGGGCUGGAGCCCGUGUCCUCCCCCGGCAAGGGCUCCGAGCCCCGGCCCCUGGCGCCGCCUGGCUCCGGCCACGCAGCCAUCGCCCGCGCCCCGGCGAAGGGCCUCACGCCCCACCACGCCAGCCCGGACCAGCCAGCGCCGCCCGCCUCGGCCUCGGACCUGCACCGGGAAAAGACUCAAAGUAAACCCUUUUCCAUCCAGGAAUUGGAACUCCGUUCUCUGGGUUACCACGGCGGCGGCUACAGUCCUGAUGGGGUGGAGCCCGUCAGCCCCGUGAGCUCGCCCAGCCUGACCCAUGACAAGGGGCUCCCCAAGCACCUGGAGGAACUCGACAAGAGCCACCUGGAAGGGGACCUGCGGCACAAGCAGCCAGGCCCGGGGAAGCUCAGCGGCGAGGCUGCACACCUCCCACACCUGCGGCCGCUGCCCGAGAGCCAGCCCUCGUCCAGCCCGCUGCUCCAGACCACCCCAGGGGUCAAAGGUCACCAGCGGGUGGUCACGCUGGCACAGCACAUCAGUGAGGUCAUCACGCAGGACUACACGCGGCACCACCCGCAGCAGCUCAGCGCGCCCCUCCCUGCCCCCCUUUACUCCUUCCCCGGAGCCAGCUGCCCCGUCCUGGACCUUCGCCGCCCGCCCAGCGACCUCUACCUCCCAGCCCCGGACCAUGGCGCCCCGGCCCGUGGCUCACCCCACAGUGAAGGGGGCAAGAGGUCUCCAGAGCCAAGCAAGACGUCAGCCUUGGGCAGCAGUGAGGAUGGUAUAGAACCUGUGUCCCCGCCGGAGGGCAUGGCAGAGCCCGGGCAUCCCCGGAGCACCAUGUACCCGCUGCUGUACCGGGACGGGGAGCAGGCGGAGCCCAGCAGGAUGGGCUCCAAAUCCCCAGGCAACACCAGCCAGCCGCCGGCCUUCUUCAGCAAGCUGACCGAGAGCAACUCGGCCAUGGUCAAAUCUAAGAAGCAGGAGAUCAACAAGAAGCUGAACACCCACAACCGGAACGAGCCAGAAUACAAUAUUGGCCAGCCCGGGACGGAGAUCUUCAACAUGCCCGCCAUCACCGGAGCAGGCCUCAUGACCUGCAGAAACCAGGCGGUGCAGGAGCAUGCUAGCACCAACAUGGGGCUGGAGGCCAUUAUUAGAAAGGCGCUCAUGGGUAAAUAUGAUCAGUGGGAGGAGCACCCGCUCAGCGCCAAUGCUUUUAACCCUCUGAAUGCCAGUGCCAGCCUGCCCGCUGCUAUGCCCGUAACCGCUGCUGACGGACGGAGGGAACACGCGCUCACCUCGCCAGGUGGUGGCGGGAAGGCCAAAGUCUCUGGCAGACCCAGCAGCCGAAAAGCCAAGUCCCCGGCCCCAGGCCUGGCGUCUGGGGACCGGCCACCCUCCGUCUCCUCAGUGCAUUCGGAGGGAGACUGCAACCGCCGGACCCCACUCACCAACCGCGUGUGGGAGGACCGGCCCUCGUCCGCAGGGUCCACACCGUUCCCCUACAACCCCCUGAUCAUGCGGCUGCAGGCGGGGGUCAUGGCCUCCCCGCCCCCGCCUGGCCUCCCCGCGGGCAGCGGGCCCCUGGCCGGCCCCCAUCACGCCUGGGACGAGGAGCCCAAGCCGCUGCUCUGCUCGCAGUACGAGACGCUCUCCGACAGCGAGUGAGGCUCAGAACGGGGUGGGCCGGCGAGCGGCCGGCUGCCGACUCCCCCCACCGAGGAAGGAGCCCCUGAGUCUGCCUGUGCGCCCGUCUGUCCGUCCGUCCGUCCAGAGCCGGCAUCCUUGCCUGUCUAAAGCCUUAACUACGACUCCCGCCCCGGCUGGCCCUGUGCAGUGACCUUACUCAGGGGAUGUUUACCUGGUGCUCGGGAGGGGAGGGGCCGGGGAGGGGGCACGGCAGGCGUGUGGCGGCCACACGCGCACAGCCGGGGCGGCCAGGGACCCAAAGCAGGACGACCACGCACCUCCCACGCCACUGCCUCCCCACCUAACGCAUUUGGAACCAAAGUCUAAACUGAGCUAGCAGGCCCCGCACCCGCCCUCCGUCCCCAUCCCGCUUAGCACUCUGGACAGACGGACACAGGCCCUGUCCAGGCCCCAGCGCUCUUGUCCCGGUCCCCACGGGCUGCCCCAGCCGACGAGAUCGCUGGAAACCAAGUCAGGCCAGAUGGGCAGGCGACAGGGCCGGGUGCGGCCUGGGGUGAGCGGCUGCUCCGAGGAACUGGACUGUUUUUUUCAUACAUCGUUGCCGCAGCGGUGGGAAGGAAAGGCAGGUGUAAAUGAUAUAUUGGUUUACAGGGUAUAUUUUUGAUACCUUCAAUGAAUUAAUUCAGAUGUUUUAAGCAAGGAAGGACUUACCCAGUAUUAUUGCUGCUGUGCUUUCGAUCUCUGCUUACCGUUCAAGAGGCGUGCGCAGGCCAACAGUCGGUGACCCCAUAGUCCGCAGGACCGAGGUGGGGCAGGGGCUGCCAGCUCUCGAGCCCCCCUGCGUCCUCCCUCCCUCCCUUCCUUGGGCAGAAUGAGUUUGAAGGGGAUUCUGUGACCGCCAUCUGCGCACGGCGGUGGCGUCCUGUCAUUUACACACGUUCUUCUCAUUAAAAAGCGAAUUAUACUCGAGUUA
Balaenoptera musculus (blue whale) is the source of this 8916-nucleotide messenger RNA. RefSeq names its product nuclear receptor corepressor 2 (gene NCOR2). Lineage: Eukaryota; Metazoa; Chordata; Mammalia; Artiodactyla; Balaenopteridae. Gene Ontology annotation, biological process: negative regulation of transcription by RNA polymerase II. Gene Ontology annotation, molecular function: transcription corepressor activity. The record is from RefSeq and is a predicted model, not a curated record.